Molecule: messenger RNA, 1203 nt
Organism: Aspergillus terreus NIH2624
Lineage: Eukaryota; Fungi; Ascomycota; Eurotiomycetes; Eurotiales; Aspergillaceae
Product: proteasome regulatory particle lid subunit RPN9
Exons: 3
Coding region: 1-1203 (400 amino acids)
Biological process (GO): ubiquitin-dependent protein catabolic process
Cellular component (GO): proteasome regulatory particle, lid subcomplex; nucleus; cytosol
Molecular function (GO): structural molecule activity
Source: RefSeq, a predicted model, not a curated record
AUGGAGAACCAGAAGAUCUCCGACUUCCUGGCCGAGCAGCUGCAACAAGCUCCCGAGCAGUGCCAGGCCUUCUUCCUCAGCUUCGAAGACUACUGGGAGCGCAAGUUAUGGCAUCAGCUUACCAACGCCCUGAUCGACUUCUUCCGUCUACCAGAGAGUGCGCCCCAGCGACUACCGAUAUUCAAGACCUUUGUUCUGAGCUUCGCCGAGCGGAUCAACCAGCUCAAGUUCGUCUCGCUGGGGUUGAUGGCAUCGACACAAUGUGCCGAUGACCAAGAACGCCUCGCUUUCCUCACCUCCCUCGCCGACAAAGUCAACAAACCCGACACACAAGACGCCUACAUCUACGCCCUCGCGGACGUCGCCAACGUCAAGCAACGGCUGAACAACCUCGAUGGAGCGCAGAAGGACCUCGAGACAUGCCAGAAGGUGCUCGACACCUUUGACUCGGUCGAGACGGUUGUACAUGCUUCCUUCUACAAAGUCAACGCCGAGUACUACCACGCCAAGCAAGAAUUCGCCAGCUUCUACAAAAACGCCCUCCUCUACCUUGCGUGCAUCAACCUCGAGGACCUCAGCGAAGCCGAGCGUGUGUCGCGCGCCUACAACCUCAGCGUGGCGGCGCUCGUCUCCGACUCGAUCUACAACUUCGGCGAGCUUCUCCUGCACCCGAUCCUGGACUCGCUCACGGAGACGCAGCACAACUGGCUGCGCGACCUCCUCUUCGCCUUCAACCGCGGCGACCUGACCGCCUACGACGUGCUGGCCGGCAACAUCGCCAAGAACGACCUGCUUGAGCAGCACCGCCUCUUCCUCUACCAGAAGAUCUCGCUCUCCGCCCUCACCGAGAUGGUCUUCCGCCGCCCCCCGCACGACCGCAACCUCACCUUCGCCGCCAUCUCCGCCGAAACAAAGGUCAAGACCGACGAGAUCGAGCACCUCAUCAUGAAGGCCCUCUCGCUGGGCUUGCUGAAGGGCGCCAUCGACCAGGUCGCGCAGGUCGCUCAGAUCAACUGGGUCCAGCCCAAGGUGCUCGAUAUGAACCAGAUCGAGGGCAUGCGGAAUCGCCUGAAGGAUUGGGAUGCCGGGGUGAACCAGCUGGGGUCACUGGAUCGAGGGUGUUGGCAAGGAUGUGUGGGCUGCAUAGUUGACACGACAGUCCCUUGUCCUGCCGUUUCUAUGCUGGGCUUUGCAAAGAUAUGA